AUGACUUCAGCCGACCUUCACACCGCACUGUUACGCCCGGCAGUUCUUCAGAUUCUUCGCGCCGCUGGCUUCAGCUCUGCGCGUCCUGUGGUGAUCGACACCGUCACAGAUCUCGCAGCUCGCUACCUUCUCUUACUGGCGUCAUCGACUGCCCAGAACGCGUUCAACACACACAACACCUUCGUGCCGACUGUUCAGGAUGUGAGACUUGCACUGGCCCAGGCCGGGGCGCUGGUGCCCCAGAUGAACACCGUGGAGGAGAGCUUGAAAGGGGACGUGGAAAUUGUGGAGGGAGUGUGGGUUCCGUUUGAGGAUUUACGAGGAGUCGAGGCUUUCGUCAACUGGGCGCAUGGACCAAUCAAUAAGGAGAUCAGACGGAUUGCUGGCUUUGGAGAUGAUGCGAACGUGGAGGAGAUUGCGGCAGUGUUGGACGAGCAGGAAGAUUAUGUUUCUGCGUUGAAGAAGCGCCACAGCAAGACCGGCGAAGAAGUUCGCUACCAAGGCACCGUGCUCGGCAAGGAUACGGAAUUGCAAUCGGUAUCAAUCGUGGGCGGCCCUGCUUCAAUUGCAGAGUGGGCGCAAAAGUCCUUGGAGAGCAUGCGAACUGCGUCCAGCCUGCGCCCUGUACAAGAAGAGGGUGCGACCCCAGCGACAUCUGGCAUCAGCAGUGCACCGCUCACUCCGAUUGAGUCCGAGUGA
Molecule: messenger RNA, 699 nt
Organism: Fonsecaea erecta
Lineage: Eukaryota; Fungi; Ascomycota; Eurotiomycetes; Chaetothyriales; Herpotrichiellaceae
Exons: 2
Coding region: 1-699 (232 amino acids)
Molecular function (GO): protein heterodimerization activity
Source: RefSeq, a predicted model, not a curated record